UGAUUGUACCAUGUUCAUUGUUGUUAAGUUUGUAAACUUCAGUAAUCAGUUCAGUGCAUUCAGUGGUGUAACUUGUAUGCAUGUUGAAUUAUUGUCUGUUCAUGUUCAGGAAGUGUUCAGCUUAAUGUUGUAAAUUAACGAGAUUGUUUACUACUUUUUAAAAAUAAAAAAGUCGAAGUAAAGUCAUAUUUCGUAAGCGUUUCCCUAUAACACUAUUACUACUUAUUUAUUAGUAGUUUUCCUGUUUGUUAUCAGUUAAUGUUGUACUAUUAAACACGGCUCCUACACAAUGGUUUUAAUCAAUACAGUUUAGAGAUUUAUUCAUCACUUUUGAAAAAAGCAAGCUGCUUUUCUGAAAAUGAAUCUAAAAGAAUGGCAUAAAUUAUUUCCUAACAGAGAAGCUUUUAUUGUGUUCUCCUUGUACAUAAUAUUAUUUGUUUUUCAAGGUGUCUUUAUAACAGCAUCAAAAACUGAAACUGGUCUUUAUGAUUACAAUACAACUCUUGUUGUAUUCUUAUCUGAAUUAUUAAAACUAAUUAUAUCUGCUGUACUUUAUACAUACAAACAGGAGAAUAAACCAAAUAUAUUCUCUGCAAUUGUGAUAAACUACAAUCUUUUGCUAUUGUAUUUCAUACCAUCAUUGCUAUAUUGUUUCUACAACAACUUGGCUUUCAUUAAUUUAUCACAUUAUGACCCAACAUCAUACUAUAUUCUUUUACAAUUCCGCGUUGUAAUUACAGCAUUUAUAUUUCAGUUCUUGUUCAAGAGGAAACUUGCCACAAUCCAAUGGAUAUCUCUUGGAAUUUUGACAAUGGGUUGUAUGAUAAAAAACUUUGAUGCAGCAACUAUCAUUUCAAAAGGUGACACAGAUGUCUGGGGACAAAUAUUUAAUAUUUACUUUUUGUCUAUCAAUUUUCAAAACUUUUGUUCCUGUUUAGCAGGUACUUACAAUGAAUAUUUAUUAAAAACCAAAGGGUCGAAUGUUGAUAUAUUUUUGCAAAAUGUUUUCAUGUACCUGGAUUCUAUUAUCUGUAAUUUCUUUAUGUUAAUGUUUAAAGGUGAAUUAGUUACAAUUUUCCAAGACUUCAGACAAAUAGGAGAUACCUUUGUCAUCCUCAUAACUGUUAACAGUGCUAUUGUGGGUAUAGUUACUAGUUUUUUCUUAAAAAAUUUAAACUCCAUAUUAAAAACAUAUGCAAGUGCAUUGGAGUUAAUAAUUACCGCAGUGGUGUGCUAUAUUUUAUUUAAUAUAGUUAUAACAUUGUUUACAAUUAUUUCUAUUUGUCUUGUUGUUAUUGCUGUUGCUAUGUACUUCAAAAACCCAGUUAACAAUGUCCUUCCCACAACAGUUCAUGAUAUAAAGGAUAGAAAGUCAUUACUAGAUGAAAUUGUUGAUUGAAUCUUGUGUUGAUGCAAAAAAAAAAUCAUUUAUUUUUUUGUUAUUUUCUCAAUUAUAAAUUAUUUAUUGUAUGUCUCUAUUAUAAAUUAGAAUUUAUAUUUAGUCUACAUUAAUUUGAGAAAAUUAAGUAUUAAUAUUUGACAAUAAGUUAUUUACAAUGCACAGUUUAAAUUUUAAGACAUAGUAACCUACAGCAGUAGUGAAGACAGUUUUUACCAUUACAAAGAUUUACAUGAAAAUAAGUUUUUAUUGUUAUGUUCUUUAAGUCACUCACAGCAGGAAUCUGUUUGACAAUAAAUUGAUUUUGCAAAUUUUCUCAAGUUACCAAAAUUUACUCAUUUAAUAUACUCUUUAUUUUGGCAAAAUAGGUUUUACAAUUUAAUGUUAUUAUAUUAGGUAGAUUUUAAAAGAACUUCUAUUUGAAGAAUAUCAAGAAUAUAAUGUAUACUUUGUUUAUUUAUUUUUGAUAAUGUUGUUCAUUUUUAUAGUCAAAGGAUAGUAUUUUCUUUGAGUAACGCGAGUGUUACGCAUUUAAAUAAAACGCUUUUAAAGGAUUAAAACGCAUGUAAUUGGAAUGGUUUUACAUUAGAUGUUUGCGCAAAAGUUACAUUUUUAUUUUAGGUAACCCAAAGUUUCAAGUCCUUUCCAGAUCUUGUUUUCAGGGGUACAGAUAAAAAUGUAACUUUUACGCAAACAUCUAAUGUAAAACUGUUACAAUUACAUCCGUUUUAAUCCUUAAAAAGUGUUUUAUUUUUAUAGUCAAAGGAUGUACUUAGCUAGUUUUUUUAACCUUAACAACUUCUCUUGAAUUAAUAAUUAAAUUACUAAAAAUAGUAGUAAAUAUUGGGAAGUAAAUUAAGUGUUAAUUUUCAUAGUAACAUAUUGAGUCAUGAUAAAAUAUGCCCCAAUUUUACAACUGACAACAAUAAUUAAACAGCAACUUAACAUAUUUUAUUAAAAUAUUAGCAUUAAUAUUAAGAUAGGUACAACAGUUUUUCUUACAUUAGAAAAAACGAAAUAAAUGUACUCAAACUAUUAUAUGCCAAUGUCAACUGAUAAGAUGUUAAAAUAGUAAUAACUUUGUUAUAAGCAAGUUACAUGCUUCUUUUGUUUAAAAUGGAUUAUUUUUUGCAAUCAAAUAUUCAAUAUAUUCUAAGCAUUCUCGGAUUGAAUGCAUAUUAUUGAGGUGGGGCUAAUAUUGCUACAUUAAAGUGAACUUAGUAAGUAAUGACUACUGCGAUAAUGUAUGAGUCUUCUGUAGAUUUAUUCUUAUAAUAGGUACUCUGGUAUGUCUCCUGAAAGAACCGGAAUAUAUGUUGGUUUUGUCGACAAUUAUUUUAUAGAGCUGAACGGUUGGUUCAGUGGUAAGAGCGCUAGAACGCGAGAGGUCGCGGGUUCGAGUCCCGCAUCGUUCAUAAAUUUUGUUUUCAAAAUUUAAUUUGUGUAAUUAGUUUAUUGUUGCCUUAGUGUGUGCUACUAAGUUAUUUCAAGUACCUAUUUCUGUAAAUGUAAGUAACAACCAAAUUAAGUGUACUCCACACUCUAAGGGGCCAGCAUCAGGCAGGACAUAAUCUCAUCACAACCCUUACUUAUUUAAUUAUUUCACCAAUAAAGUAUACACUAAUUCAUGCAAAAAAAUAUAUAGAAAAAUAUACAAGUUGAGUGCUACCUCAAUUAUAGGCGCAAAUAACAUUCUUAUAUAAAAAGCAAAUACAUAAGUACAUUAAAACGUAAAAAUUCUAUGUUUUAAAAAUUAAAUCACGAUUGUCAUAAAUUUAAAAUUAAAUCACAAUUAAAUUGAAUUAAAUUAAAUCACAGUUCAUACAUAAUUAAAUUAUUAAUGUUAUAGUAAUAAUAUAAUAAUUAAAUGAUUCUACAGUUUUUACUUAUUACAGGUUAAAAAAAAUAGCAACAAAAUUAUGUCAGUACAUUAAUUACAGCAAAUUAUAAUUCAUAUUAAUACAACAAACAAACAGAUACAGAACUUAUAAAUGGAGAAACUGCCCUCUUAGCUCAAACAAACGCAAAAUAUAAAUGUGUUGUUUAUUUAAAAAAAUAUCAAUUUCAAAUGGGAUAGGACUGUCAUUGAAUCUCUUUAACCAAAGUCAAGUAUAGUCUAUAAGAUAGGUAGGUAUUUAAUUAGACUAAUUAUCGUAUUUUUCAAUUUGAUUAGUGAAGAUGCAGGUGAUAGUUCAAAUGUGUGUUACUAGUAGUUUUAAGAUUGUUUAGUUGUUGCGCUCAAUAUUUUACAGUCUUCUUCGCGUGCAUCUCCGACUAGCGAAGUUGGGCAGUCGGCUUUGUAAUUUUAACUUUUUGUUCUUCGCGAGGCGAAAUAGUUCUGCCGCACUCGCGAUUCCUGUUCACUCUCGGAUGUUGCGCAGCCAAGACUUUUUUCUGCGACCUACGCCUCUUCUUUCGACAAUUUUUCCCAUCAUGAUAAGUUGUAGAAGUUUGUACCUCUCGUGCUAAACCACGUGCCCCAAAUAUGCGACUUUCCUCAUAUUGAUGUUGUAUGAGUUCGCGUUUUUUAUUGACGCGGCGCAGAACUUCUACAUUCGUGAUCUUGUAAGUCCAAUUAAUGGCCAACAUACGUCUUUUCAAAAGCUUCUAUACGUUUCCUGUGGUCUUCUUCAAUAGUCCACGCCUCACAACCGUAUAGAAUUAUUUACAGUGGAAUAUACCUAUGCGUCACCACAAUAUUUUUAUUUUUGUAAGACUUCUUUACUUGCAACCUCCAUAAUAUUCACAGCUUUACUUGUUUGUUGAAGUGCGAUUUCUCCGGCUCUUGUAUGUUGGUAUUUAGCUUCUAAUUACAAUCUUAUAGACAUUCAUUCAUUCACAAUCAUCAUAAAAUUACUCCUGCACACAUUUAUACCUGUUUUCGAUAUCCUUUGCCUUUUUGCAACCAAAUUCAAUUUUCCCAUCGAAACACUGACAAAAGAGACGUGUCCGUUCAGGAAGUGGCUACACACACCAAUAAGAACACACUUCCUAAGUCCCUAUCAUUCUAGUAAGCUAACCAAGUACGAUCCACAUAUGUUUAGUCUUAUCACUAACCACCUGCAUUCGCACCUAUUAAAGUGGAAAUUAGAUAUUACGUAUAACAGCUAAAAUGGCCAGAAAGCUGUAGGUAUGUGUGUGUGUACAUUUAUGUAUAUGUGUUUGUAGAUACUUGUCUUUGUACCUCCUUGGUUACUUAUUUAAAAUUUCAAAUAUAUUUUUGUUUUUAUGUUCUGAGUGCAGAAACACGUAUUUCCACGCGAGGUGUGUUUAGUAACAUUAGAAGGCACAGGAGCGGGCUAACACGCUGUUUGUAGGUAACAGAGGGGUGCUGAAAAAUAUUUCGAUUGAUAACUUGAUAUUUAAAAACAUAAUACUUAUUUGAGAUUCAUUGUUAAAUAGUGUUUAUGAAGGUAAGUUUUCUCGAGUCGUUUAGCGAAUUCACUCAUAUAACGGUGUGCUUUUAAAUAUAAAUAUCUUAUUUGGUAUCUUAUAACUAUAGGCACAAUAAUUGAAACGAUUGUAAAAUUUCAGGAAAUAAUAAAAUUAAACAAAUAGUUAAA
This is a messenger RNA of Leptidea sinapis, 4962 nucleotides long. RefSeq names its product UDP-galactose transporter senju (gene senju). The coding region runs from base 359 to 1399 and encodes 346 amino acids. The record is from RefSeq and is a predicted model, not a curated record. Lineage: Eukaryota; Metazoa; Arthropoda; Insecta; Lepidoptera; Pieridae. Gene Ontology annotation, cellular component: Golgi membrane. The transcript has 4 exons. Gene Ontology annotation, molecular function: UDP-galactose transmembrane transporter activity. Gene Ontology annotation, biological process: pyrimidine nucleotide-sugar transmembrane transport.